Lactuca sativa (garden lettuce) is the source of this 1237-nucleotide messenger RNA. RefSeq names its product F-box/FBD/LRR-repeat protein At1g13570. Gene Ontology annotation, molecular function: protein binding. Lineage: Eukaryota; Viridiplantae; Streptophyta; Magnoliopsida; Asterales; Asteraceae. The record is from RefSeq and is a predicted model, not a curated record.
UACAGCCAACAUCGAGGAAUUCAUCAAGAGAUGAAGGCUCAAAGCCAAAAUUCGGAUAGAAUCAGCGCUCUCCCUCAAGAUACAACUGAAAAAAUUCUGACUCUUAUGCCAUUGCGACAUGCAAUUAGGACAAGCAUUUUGUCAAAGAAAUGGAGGUAUUGUUGGACCAGAAUUCCGAAACUUGUAUUUGAUGAUAACCUGGUUAAUUUAUCAUCUAGAUCUGGUAACAAAGAACUCGAUAAAUAUAAGCUUGUCAAUGCCGUCUUCCACAUUUUAUUGCUACACAGGGCUCCGAUAUCGGAACUCUGUAUUAAUAUUGCUAAUGUUGGAAUUGAUAAUGAGAUUGACAAGAUAAUAGUUCAUCUUUCAUGGAGCAAAAAUAUCAAGAAAUUCAUUUUGGAGAUUACUUCAAUCGGUGAAUAUUACAAGCUACCGUGUUCAUUCUUUUCAUUCCAAGGAUGGGAACACCUGGACCUCAGUUUUUGUAAAAUUGAGCUUCCAUUAAUGUUUAAUGGAUUUAAUAUGUUGAAGAGCCUGGUGUUUAAUGAGGUUAAGAUGACUGCCAAAGUGCUUAUUAAAUUUCUUACCAAUUGCCCACUACUUGAGGAAUUUACCUCGACUCCACAUGCUCAAACAUGCUUUACCGAGACUACAUUUGUUGAGCUGUUUAAAUGUUUACCUUCAAUUCAGGUUCUGGAAAUCUCGCGGUUGUGUAUCAAGCACUUAGCUGGAUCUAUACCACGUAAGCUCCCCAUUUCACUACCCCACUUGAGAAUAGUUGUUCUUAGUGUUUGUCUUCUUGGGCUUUCGGCUGUUCUGUGCGUGAUCAGCAGCUCUCCAAAUUUGGAGAAGAUUGAAUUGGAGAUAUGUGACCAUCAACGGAGGUGUAGUGCUCUUAUAACUUUCAAGAUUAUUCAAGCUUAUUCGGGCAUCAACUUGCAUCAUCUUAAAGAAAUGGAGAUAACAUGUUUCCGUGACCUUUUUACUUGGAUGGAGUUUGUGAAGCUCGUCAUGGCUAAGUCACCUGUGCUAAAGAAAGCAAGAGUAGAGCUCGAUACAUCUGUUUCUGUUGAUCCAGAAAAUAAGAUGCUUCGAGGUUUGCUAUUACUGCCGUUUCCACGUGCAUCGCCUGCAGCAAAAUUCAUUAUCGAACGUCCUUAAAAUUUACCUUUGGACGCAAAGUAAGUUAUGUUGUAUUGGUUAAAAUACAAGGAUUGUUAAAGUGUCUAUUUUAAAC